GUCGGUCCCGCCCGCUCCUCAGCGCCGGUGCUGCGCCGCCGUUGGUCCCGGCCGGCGGCACGGGUUUGGUAGGAGUACCGAAUCUUCCCGUGGCUUUUGUGUGUGCGGCUGCGGAACAGCAGCUGCUGUUGGCAGAGGUGGACAACUGAUGGAACGUUCCACUAGGAAGGAUAAAACUGUUCUUUCAAGGUAGUUUGUGUGGACUAGACUGAGACCUGCACAGAAAAAUAUCUCAACCAACAGUGACUGGAACACUUGAGAACUCCUGAAUGAUUGCUUGAGGCCUUGGAGGGAAAACAUUAAGACUUUACAUUUCACAGUCAGCUCUCUUAAGCAGCUAUGGAAAUAGAAAAGGAACACAUUUAUAUUACCCCAACAGAACUUGAGAAUCUAAAUGAUGCUCCAUUUUCUGGUGAUGAAGAAAAUGGUGGGUCUGAGGAACGAAAAACUGAAAUCAAUGGAAAUUGGAUUCCUGCAACUUCGAUUACCGAAGCCAAAAUAAACGCUAAGGCAAAGAGAAGGUUGAGGAAAAACUCCUCUAGAGAUUCUGGGAGAGGAGACUCUGUCAGUGAGAAUGGAGAGACACUGAAGGUUGGAGUUGUACCAACGAGCCCAAAGGGGAAACUCCUGGACAGGCGAUCCCGCUCUGGAAAGGGGAGAGGUCUACCAAAGAAAGGUGGAGCAGGUGGUAAAGGAGUUUGGGGAACACCAGGUCAAGUGUAUGAUGUGGAAGAAGUGGAUAUUAAGGAUCCUAAUUAUGAUGAUGACCAGGAGAACUGUGUCUAUGAAACAGUAGUUUUACCUCUUGAUGAAAGAGCAUUUGAAAAAACUUUAACACCAAUCAUCCAGGAGUAUUUUGAACAUGGAGAUACCAACGAAGUUUCGGAGAUGUUGAAGAACUUAAACCUUGGUGAAAUGAAAUACAGUGUGCCAGUCCUGGCUGUUUCCCUGGCAUUAGAGGGGAAGGCCAGUCACAGGGAAAUGACAUCUAAGCUUAUCUCUGACCUUUGUGGGACAGUAGUAAGCAAAACUGAUGUGGAAAAAUCCUUUGAUAGACUGCUGAAAGAACUACCUGAAUUGGUGUUGGAUUCUCCCAGGGCACCACAGUUGGUGGGCCAGUUCAUUGCUAGAGCUGUUGGAGAUGGGAUCCUAAGCAGUACCUACAUAGAUGGCUACAAAGGCACUGUGGAUUGUGUCCAAGCAAGAGCUGCGCUGGACCGCGCCACGGUGCUGCUGAGCAUGAGCAAGGGGGGCAAGCGCAUCGACAGCGUCUGGGGGGCUGGAGGGGGCCAGCAGUCUGUCAAACACCUGGUCAAAGAGAUUGAUAUGUUGCUGAAAGAGUAUUUGCUUUCUGGAGAUGUAUUGGAAGCAGAACGCUGCCUUCAAGAACUGGAAGUACCCCAUUUUCACCAUGAACUUGUAUAUGAAGCCAUUGUACUGGUUUUGGAGUCAACUGGAGAAAAGACCUUUAAAAUGAUACUGGAUUUGCUGAAAACUCUGUGGAAGUCUUCUGUCAUUACUGUGGACCAAAUGAAAAGAGGCUAUGAACGGGUUUACUGUGAAAUCCCAGACAUUAACCUGGAUGUGCCACACUCCUAUUCUGUGCUGGAGCGCUUUGUGGAGGAAUGCUUCCAGGCUGGAAUCAUCUCCAAACCACUGAGAGACCUCUGCCCCUCCAGGGGCAGGAAGCGUUUUGUGAGUGAGGGAGAUGGAGGUCGUCUGAAGCUGGAAAGCUACUGAAAGUGACACCUGCCUCCUGCA
Melozone crissalis (California towhee) is the source of this 1761-nucleotide messenger RNA. RefSeq names its product programmed cell death 4 (gene PDCD4). The transcript has 13 exons. Gene Ontology annotation, cellular component: cytosol; nucleus. Gene Ontology annotation, biological process: negative regulation of DNA-templated transcription. Bases 340 to 1740 code for a protein of 466 amino acids. The record is from RefSeq and is a predicted model, not a curated record. Lineage: Eukaryota; Metazoa; Chordata; Aves; Passeriformes; Passerellidae.